This is a messenger RNA of Oncorhynchus nerka (sockeye salmon), 2258 nucleotides long. RefSeq names its product neurensin 1 (gene nrsn1). Gene Ontology annotation, biological process: nervous system development. The record is from RefSeq and is a predicted model, not a curated record. Gene Ontology annotation, cellular component: neuronal cell body; transport vesicle; neuron projection. The transcript is spliced from 3 exons. Lineage: Eukaryota; Metazoa; Chordata; Actinopteri; Salmoniformes; Salmonidae. Bases 202 to 786 code for a protein of 194 amino acids.
CCAGCGUGAGUCUGAAUCAUCGAUCGGGCGACUGUCGGAGUUAAGAAUCUAGAGUGAUGGGACCUGAGUGAAGGAACAGCCGCGAGUGAUCACUCUCCAAGCCGGUUAUGACAGGCAGUGGCACCCGGUGUGUGUGAGGUUAGUGUGGUGCUCUCUCUCUCUCUCUCUCUCUCUAGACAGAGCUGAGGUGAAAGGGUCAGGAUGGCUUCAGCCUGUGCUGAGAUCUGUGGGUCAGACUACGCUGAACAGACGCAGCACGACCAGAGAUACGGCGUCAGAUCAUACCUCCACCAGUUCUACGAGGAGUGUACUGCCUCCAUCUGGGAACGCGAUGAAGAUUUUCAGAUUCAGAGAUCGCCUAGUCGGUGGAGCUCUGUCCUCUGGAAGGUCUGUCUAGCGUUAGGAACCCUGAUUCUGGUGACAGGCCUCAUUGUCCUACUGGUGGGCUACGCCACCCCGACUAAGAUCGAAGCGUUCGGGGAAGACGAGCUCCUCUUCGUGGACAGCCACGCUGUCCUCUUCAACCGAGCCUUGGACGUGUGCAAGCUGACGGGCGCCGUUCUGUUCUGCGUGGGCGGCGGCCUAAUGGCCGUAGGUCUCCUCCUCUCGGCCUUCUCAAAGAGCUACUCCAAGGAGGAGCUGUACCUGCAGCAGAAGUUUAAGGAGAGGCUGGUUGAUAUCCAGAAUACGGUCCAUCCCGUCACCAGAGCCCCGACUCCGGGGGAGAGUAAGAUCCCCGUCACCCUGUCUAAAGUCCAAAGUGUCCAGCCCAACUCAGAGACAUAACAGUUGUCAAUGUAGUAUGUGAGAGGUAGAUUAUCAGUGGUGUUCAUGUGUCCUUGUUCCUAACCCUUCUAAAGGUCAGCUUAUGUCAUCUUAGUACUACUCCUUACAAACCCUGUGUUUCCAGCACUUACACUCAGGGCUGCAGGAGGAAUCACACAGCUCCUUUCAUGUAACGCUGUGUAAUUAAGGCUGCAGGAGGAAUCACACAGCUCCUUUCAUGUAACGCUGUGUAAUUAAGGCUGCAGGAGGAAUCACACAGCUCCUUUCAUGUAACGCUGUGUAAUUAAGGCUGCAGGAGGAAUCACACAGCUCCUUUCAUGUAAAUCUACUGGCUGGGUUACAAUCAUGUACCUAGACCAAGAAACUAACAGACCCACUGUAUAGAGCAGUGGGUCUCACCCUGGGGUACUUAUCCUAUCCACAGGGGGUACUUAUCCUAUCCACAGGGGGAACUUAUCCUAUCCACAUGGGGUACUUAUCAUAUCCACAUGGGGUACUUAUCAUAUCCACAUGGGGUACUUAUCCUAUCCACAUGGGGUACUUAUCCUAUCCACAGGGGGUACUUAUCCUAUCCACAUGGGGUACUUAUCAUAUCCACAUGGGGUACUUAUCAUAUCCACAUGGGGUACUUAUCCUAUCCACAGGGGGUACUUAUCAUAUCCACAUGGGGUACUUAUCAUAUCCACAUGGGGUACUUAUCCUAUCCACAUGGGGUACUUAUCAUAUCCACAUGGGGUACUUAUCCUAUCCACAUGGGGUACUUAUCCUAUCCACAGGGGGAACAUGGCCUAUCCACAUGGGUACUUAUCCUAUCCACAGGGGUACUUAUCCUAUCCACAGGGGUUAAUUAUCCUAUCCACAGGGGUACUUAUCCUAUCCACAGGGGUACUUAUCCUAUCCACAGGGGUUACUUACCCUAUCCACAGGGGUACUUAUCCUAUCCACAGGGGUACUUAUCCUAUCCACAGGGGUUACUUAUCCUAUCCACAUGGGGUACUUAUCCUAUCCACAGGGGGAAAUUAUCCUAUCCACAGGGGGAACUUAUCCUAUCCACAGGGGGUUCUUGGGGAGACUCAUCAGAACGUAGGCCUACUGCUCAAAUGAGGGGGUACUUCUGGGGAGACUCAUCAGAACGUAGGCCUACUGGUCAAAUGAGGGGGUACUUCUGGGAAGACUCAUCAGAACGUAGGCCUACUGGUCAAAUGAGGGGGUACUUCUGGGGAGACUCAUCAGAACGUAGGCCUACUGGUCAAAUGAGGGGGUACUUCUGGGGAGACUCAUCAGAACGUAGGCCUACUGGUCAAAUGAGGGAGUACUUCUGGGGAGACUCAUCAGAACGUAGGCCUACUGGUCAAAUGAGGGGUACUUCUGGGGACACUCAUCAGAACGUAGGCCUACUGGUCAAAUGAGGGGGUACUUCUGGGGAGACUCAUCAGAACGUAGGCCUACUGGUCGAAUGAGGGAGUACUUCU